CACUGGCGACCGCUGGGAGGACGCUUAUAAGAGCGAACUUUUUUGGUCUCGUCGCAUGUCUGUGUUCCAGUCUGCGUGGACUAAUGCUGGCUUCUGCGUGUGUAUGAAGGACAUGUAACAUCUUGGGCCACUUUUUACACCUCAACACACACUCCGAAUGACUCCGUGGAACUCGUUUGGAAACCUAAAGUAAAGGUGCGAACAUGGCUGCCAAAGGGUCAACAAGUGCCGCUGUCAGCGCUCUAUCGUGGGAGCAAGUGAGUCGCCUGGAUGAGGUCUUGAGCGAGGUGGUGCCGGUCCAUGGCCGCGGGAACUUCCCCACGCUGGAGGUGAGUCUGAAGGACAUCGUGGCUCGAGUGCGCUCCAGCCUGGCUCUGAGCGGCGUCAGUGUGAAAGACGUGCGUCUGAACGGCUCUACGGCCAGCCACGUGCUGGUGUGCGACCUGGGCUGGAGCUACAAGGACCUGGACGUCAUCUUCAGGGUGGACUUGCCGCACGAGUCGGAGUUCCGGCUCAUCCGCGACGUGGUGCUGGGCACACUGCUGGACUUUCUGCCCGAGGGCGUCAACAAGGAGAAGAUCACGCCAGCGACUCUCAAGGAGGCCUAUGUGCAAAAGCUGGUCAAGGUCAACACAGAGCAAGACCGUUGGAGCCUCAUCUCCUUGUCCAACAACAACGGCCGCAACGUCGAGCUCAAGUUUGUCGACCGCAUUCGCCGCCAGUUCGAGUUCAGCGUCGACUCCUUCCAGAUUGUCCUGGAUUCGGUGUUGGCCUUCUACGCAGCCGGCGAUGCCACAGUGUCCAUGUCCCCCGAGCACCACCCAGGGGUGAGCGGUGAGAGCGUGUAUGGCGACUUUGACGAGGCGCUGGGCCACCUGCGUGACAAGCUCAUCGCCACCAAGCGGCCUGAGGAAAUCCGUGGCGGCGGGCUGCUAAAGUACUGCAACCUUCUGGUGCGCGACUUUCGGCCCGCCAGUGAAGAAGAGUUCAAGGGCCUAGAACGCUACAUGUGCUCGCGCUUCUUCAUCGACUUCCCCGACAUCGGCGAGCAGCAGCGCAAGGUGGAGGCAUACCUUCACAGCCACUUUGUGGGCGAGGAGUCCAGCAAGUACAAUUACCUCAUGAUCCUGCGCCGUGUGGUCAACGAAAGCACAGUCUGCCUCAUGGGCCACGAACGGCGCCAGACUCUGCACCUCAUCUCACUCAUGGCGUUCCGCGUGCUCGCCGAGCAGAACGCCAUACCCGACGCCUCCUGCGUCACCUGCUACUACCAGCCGGCGCCGUACGUACGCGACCACAAUUUCAGCAACUACUACGUGGCCAAUCAGAACAUUCCCACGUGGCUGCCGUGCAACUGACUGCCGGGCGGGCCCGGGCCGGGGGUUUGAGGAAGAGCUGCCAGGGAAAUGAGACAACUGAAGGUCACCACAUUUUCUGAACGAGGCCUUUUUUUUUUUUUUUUUUUUUUUUUUUUUUGGUUUUUGUUUUGUUCUCUUCCAAUGCGUCUAUGAGAAAUUUUAAGUGUUCAAAUUUUCUGUCUUAGUGGAUGCUUACCACCCCUUAAAAGGUUACUUUAAAGGCAAUUAAGGGCUGUUUGACAAUGAAGCCUUACAAUUUUUUUUCCUCUUCCUUUCUGGGAUUACAAAAAGGUGGAAAAUGUUUAAAAAAAUUGCUAUCUCCGGGUAAGUGUAGUACGUUGUUGCCCCCCCCCAAAAAAAAAAAAAAAAAAGUUGUUGCUUCGGAGUCCAUUUUCUUUUAAUUUAACGUUGGACUUUCUCGCGGGUGCACUAAGGCAACAAAAUCAAAGUGCCUGUAACGUAAAAGAAAAGCAAUUUAUUUUCCAAUGUGUUCAGAAAGAGUUGAUCUUAGUCACAGAAUAGUCAUGUGAUCACUUGUCACUGUGUUCCCAAACGAAAGGGCAUGCUUGUGGGCGAGGCGAGCCACCUCCAGGCAGCCUAUCUUCGCCUUGAAGGAGAGCCAUCGAAACGGCCAAUCGUGCGACCGGAAAGCACACGGGUGGAAUUUUGUCUGUCAUUCGUGUCACGGCCUUACGAGCCGGCUGUCGGACCCCAAGGCCAGUCCAGUCAGUCUUGUAGCUUGGCCUUCCUUAAAAGCAGACGCGCGUGGCGAUUCCAUCGCACUCACCCUGCAACCCGAGCCCCCUUCUAUAAUUAUCCCCACACUGUCUCCAUAGGGGUUGGGGGCAGCCACCCUCACUGAACCCCCCCCAUGUGUGGUCAUAGGGUAAAGAUACCAUGUGUGCCUGAUGACGUCAUGUUAUUAUUCUUAGCUUUGUGAAGCAGCGUUGGCGACCGCAGUUUGUUGGAUUGUUGUGCAAGUUAACCAAACACCCACCCACCCAUUUUGAGCAGCCCCCAACACCAAUGCGUAACUGUCCCAAACGCGGGCUUCAGCCUUUUCCGAGAACCGCUUGCCUUUACGAGUGCGCUGCCGCCUCUGCACAUGUUUGCACCAGAUAACCGUCAGCAACCCUUAUCUGGAGUUGAGGGUGACCCCCUAUGCCCCCAGCAGGCUCGCAUGCACCUUGACUAGUGUUUUUAACACACCAGCAACAUGCUGCCCAUUGCCACUCUGGACCAAAAAGUGUUGUUUUUUGAGUUAGCUUUUAAAUUUGAGUUGCUUGAAUUAAAUUAUGCUGCGCACAGAAGAGGCGGCUUGUCUUUUCUGUUCGGAAAUGAAGCUGUGCCAGUGCAGUCGCUGUUCAGAGAAAUUCUGGUGGGUGAUUGGCGUUUAUUUUUUUAUAGUAGUUUUCUUUUCAUUAUUUGUCCCCCUCCCAGCCAUCCUUUCACUCCUUCACCCCCUGAAGGAUCUCAGUCCCAUUUAGCCUAUGAAGAACGUGAAUAAGCUAACAAGCUUUUGCUCGGGCAUUUAUCCCCUCCCCAUUUGAUACUUUUUUUUUUCGACUUUAAUUUUUGGGGGUGAAUCCAUUUCUAGUGCCCUCAAGCUAACAUAGGGGCGCUGUCUUUUUGGCAGAUAACACUUUUGUUAGGAGAGACUUGACGUUUGCUCCUGUUGCUCAGGCAGCCAUCUUGGCUUUGUGAGAAAAGCCUUGUGGUUUUCACACUUGGUUUAGUUGGCGUUCACUGAGUGAUGACGCCUUGUUAUGCUUGCGUUUGCGGUCAGGUCUUUAUGCUUCAUUGCAAGCUUUUGGCAAUUUAGAUGCCAAGAAAACUUAGGGGAAGAAACUGUGGCCUGUAAUUGUUUACGCUAGUUGCCUCUGAUGACUGAAGGUGUCUACCUGUCAGUCAGCUGUCAGGGAUAAAUGAAAAAAAAAAAAAAAUCGUGAGGGUGAAGUGCCUUUUUGUUAAGUUUUUCAGAGCACUUUUCUGCUGUAAACUUGUCAGUGUUAACUUUCGCCACUUCCGUUGUGCUUACUCUGUGCGAGGCGCAGGUGGCGCCCACAAAAGGUUUUGUUUAGCUCGCUCGGCGGCGGUGGCGGAUGGUCGGUGGUCUUAUGCCAUGAGAAAUUUCUCAAGAGUUGUAUUUUUUUCAGUGGAAGGUUUGUGUAUGUAUGCGUGAAUGAAUUCUGGUGGACAUAAACAUGUCACACUUUAUGUUUGGAAAAAGAGUUUUUUGUCACCGUGGUAACUGUGAUGACAAUUUGAAGGGUUUGUCAGCACUUUGACCUCACUCGACCUUUUCCUUAUUGGAAAUGUUCACAUGUAGCGGGAAAUGUGCUUGAAAAGGAAAUGAUAAAUAAAAGAUAUUGAAAGCAA
This is a messenger RNA of Syngnathus typhle (broad-nosed pipefish), 3737 nucleotides long. It is a transcript of the gene tent5c, whose product is annotated as terminal nucleotidyltransferase 5C. The transcript is spliced from 2 exons. NCBI's taxonomy places the organism in Eukaryota, Metazoa, Chordata, Actinopteri, Syngnathiformes, Syngnathidae. Gene Ontology annotation, biological process: mRNA stabilization. The coding region runs from base 204 to 1358 and encodes 384 amino acids. The record is from RefSeq and is a predicted model, not a curated record. Gene Ontology annotation, molecular function: RNA binding; poly(A) RNA polymerase activity.